Molecule: messenger RNA, 6061 nt
Organism: Brassicogethes aeneus
Lineage: Eukaryota; Metazoa; Arthropoda; Insecta; Coleoptera; Nitidulidae
Source: the annotation of a GenBank genome assembly
AUGGCCGUCGGUCUAAUAUCUUUAUUGAAUUGCAAUUUUGCGAAUUGUUUAUAAACAAAUAAACGUGUCGACAAUUGCGCUGAAUUUCGACUCGAAAACGACCGGAAAAUGUUCGUCUAAUUGAAAAUUUACAAAGGUAUCCUGACUUAUACGCGAGGAAAAGUAUCUUCGAAACAAAGAAGAAUCGUUGUGUUGCGGAAAAAGUGCGAAAAAAGUGAAAAAUGGGCUUCGAAACGAGCGUUAAAUAAUGUUCCCGACUUCGCUCUGUUCUUUCAAAGCAUACAACGAAAAAAUGGCAUUAUUCGAGUUCGGCUAAACAAUAAUGUAGACAGAUAGCAAAAAGUGCGUAAUUUUGGUGAAAAAUGUCUCAAAAAAACGCUUCAAAAAUGUGCAAAUCACCUAAAAAUACCGCCUUUAACAAACACGAAAAAAUCGAGUACGAUUUGAGCACCAACUGCACCGUGGUGGGCUCCAACAACUUGAACCUCGUCAAGAAACCCCAAAACAUCAUCAACAUGUCGCCCGUUUACUCGAACCCGUCGCCCAGUUACCCGCAAUCACCUUACUCGUCACCGGCAAGCCUCAAAAGCCCUUCUCCCAGUUUAAAACCACCAACACCUCAACCGAACUUCCCAGUCAUGCAGAUAAUACACAACAACCACCCGUUACUGGCCAGGCAGAUACAAACUAGCCAACCACAGAACAUAAUCAAGCUGAAACCACACUUAAAUAUACUGCCCAAACCAUCAGCUAGCCCGCAACCAUCACCAAAACCCAGUGUUAGUCCCCAAAUUGUGAUACCAAACCACCAGCAAGCGACCAUAAUGCCCACUGCGCAGCCGCUGCUGCUCAACCAGAUGCCUACGAUGUUGACAGGGCCGGGCGUUCAGUUUAUUCUGCGGCCUCAAACGGCAACGAAAAUACAACCGCAGAUGCCCGCAGCUGCGACGGCAACGCCGCAAGGGCUGAUCCUGCAGCAGAGCGGUCAGCAGCUGCUGCACAUCCCGAGAUCGCAGCCCAUGGUCAGGGUUUUGACCAACGGGAUGCAGCUGGCGCCCAGCACUACGACCUACGUCACGCACAUGGCGAAUCAGCAGCCAAUCACGGCAGCGCAAAUUUCGCAGCAAAUAGUCAACAACGUUCAUCAGCACCAACAGCCGCAGCCUAUAAAGAAGAAGCCGAAACAGAAGCCGAAGAAAAAAUUGGAUCUGGCCAACAUCAUGAAACUAUCUGGAAUAGGAGACGAUGACGACAUCCAGUUCGAGAGCGACGCUUCGCAGAGCGAAAGCGAGCACAACUCCGUGCCGGGAACGCCGCAGCCGCUGCAGCUGCAGCAACAGCAGCACCAAAACCUGCUGCAGCAGGCCGCCGUCCAGCAGAACCUCGCUGAAUCGAAAAAACAGCAACAGCAGCAGCAUCAACAACAACAACAACUCGGCAACAUCCAGAUAUCGGCGAUGCCGCUGUCAGCUCCGGUGGUACAAGUGUUGAACCAGAACUUCCAGAGCGGCAUGAUUUCUAACAGCACGUCGCAAACGCAAACGGGAAUUCCGUUCAACUCCUUCAUAGCGCCUAAUUUCACCAUCAACAACGGCUUGAUGCUGCAGCGAAGCAGCGGGGGUUUUAAACUGACGAUGGGCGAGGACGGUCGGUUGGUUUUGCAGCACGACCCGCAGCUGCAGACGCAGGAUCUGCAGUCGCAGCUGAUCCUGCAGAGCCUGCUCGGUUUAAACGGCGGCCUGGUGCUGCAACCGUCGAUGGAUCAGCAGACGAUUCAGCAGCAGACGGUGCAGACGAUACAGCAGCAAUCGGUGCAGACGAUACAGCAGCAGACGAUACAGACGGUGCAGCAGCAGAUUCAGCAGCCGCAGAUUCAGAACCUGCAGCAGCAGACGGUGCAGCAGACGAUUCAGCACCAGACGGUGAGUCAGCCGCUGAUGCAGCAGAUCGUGCAGCCCAUGCACGGUCUACAAAACCACCUGCAAAACUUGAUGAAUCAGCAGCAGCAGCAACAGCAACACAUUCAACAGCAACAAUCGUCGCCAGCACACACACCGACGCACACCCCGAUUCAGAGUUUCCAGCAAACUCAAACGCAGACGCAACCGAUUCUGAAAGUGCAACCGUUUCAAAAAAGUCAACCGCCGGUGCAAACGGUGCACCCGCAACCGAUACAACAACAAACUUUACCGCCGCCGCCGCCACAAGAAGCCUCGCCCACUUCUUACGUCGUAAAUUUAACCCCCGAUCAGCUGGAGCAGCUGAAGCGUAACGGGCAAGUCACGGUGAACGGUCAAACGAUUUUUAUGCAACGCCCGAAUAAAUGCAACGACGCGGAAAAAAAAUUAUCGCCGAAAUCAAAACCCAUUAAAAAGGCGAACAAGAUUCACGCGGUGAAGAAUUUUUUGAACGACGAGCCGCCCAAACCGCUUCCGGAACCGCCCAAGGAGAAGGUGCUCUGCCCGGCGCCCAAACCGCAAAACCCCCCGCAGAUGCUGGUCCCCCCGCAAAACAGCAAACCAUCGAUUCAAACGACCAAAAACAAGAGCAAAAAAAUCGAAUCUAACGGUGAGAAUGUCGACAAGCUGUUCAACCAGAUUUUGGAGGAAAACCACCACCACCAGCAAGAAAUAAAACCGCAACCCAACAAACCUCCACCAAUCACAACGAUAGAGUUAACACCGCAAAAACAGCAACACUUGCGGAGCAUCCAAGUGCAGAUACAAACGCUAAACAAUCGCAUGCAGCCGGGGGACUUGGAGAUGCAGAACGCGUUGAAACUUUUGUUCAACGAGCAGCAGAAGAUUCUGGCUAGCGGCAAGUUGCUGCCGCCCGAUAAGGUUUACUACCACAACAACCAGCUGACGAUCGUGAAUCCCAACGUGAAUCCGCUGCCGAGUCCCGGGCAGAUUAAGAGCGAGCCGAGGAGUCCGCAGCCGCAGCCGGCGACAUGCGCUGUUGCCGGUAACAACGUCGCUAGAAGUGUGGAGGGGGUGAAGACGCCAGUUUCUGUGCCGCAAAUCGUGUCGAAUGCUGCGCACCCCGUGCCGCGCAUCGCCGUCCCUCCGUCGGAAAUCGCGCCGACGCAACCGGCAACGCCGCGGCCCGCCGUCAUCAACCACCUACCGCCGCCGUCCUUGCCGACGGUGUUGCCGCAUCCGCCGCCCGCGCACGCCCCGGUCAACCAGGCGCCCCCUGCGCCGCAACCACAGCAGCAACCGGCAACGCCGCACGUCGUCAACAACAACCACAACCACCUGCUGCCGCGGUUGCCGGCUCCCGCGCCGCCCGCACCGCAACACUCGGCAACCGCGCAGCAGCAGCAGCAGCAAACCGCGCACUCUCUCGCGAAAAAAGCGCACCUCAUCGAAAAACAGCUGGCCAUGGACCAAAACGGCGCCACCAACCCCGACUUGAACACCCCGUUCAGGGACAAAAAAGACGCCUGCGUUCGUUUAAUUCGGUACCACUGCAUGGAACAGCCCGUAUUGAGCGAAAAAGAUCUCGACAAGGCCGACGAAAUUUUCGAGGUUACGGCCAAGCAUUUCAUCGGGAAAUACUCCAAGAUGGUCGACAAGUACAAGUUUCUGCUCAUGAAGGAAAGCAUGCGGCAAGUCCCCACGUCGGAACUGAUGAUGUUGGACCGCAUGUUUUUGGCGGACGAGCAGCAAUCGCUGAUGCGCAUGCGCUCCGACUUGGAGCAGCAACUGGUGGCAACGCCGCCGGAAGCCGCGCCCCCGGCCAACCACGCGCACGCGCAGACGUCGCAGGAGGUGUACGACGAGUGGGCGUGCAUACAGCGCGAGCUGGCGGGGUUGCCGCAUCACCAGCAGCAGCAGCACGCGCAGCAAAGUGAAACGGGAGUGAAACGGACGUUCAGCUCGACCGAUUCGCGCCUGGAGACGUUGAAGAAGUUCCGCGUCGAAAAGAAUCGGCAACGCGCCGCCGUUUCAAUGACGUGCGACAGCGCCAACCACUCCUUCUCGAGCCACGACGACAACGAGCCGGAGAACAACAGCAUCGACGAGCAGGUGCAAUCGGCCAUCGACUCGAUUUUAAAUUUGCAACAGAGCACCACGACAUCGGCAGCGCCGCUCGAUCUGGACUCGAUAUUAUCGUGACGGUUUUAAUUUCGUCGUGUCGCGUUCGUAGUGUGUCCUUGCACCGUUUUAUUGCACCGGGUUCUGCAAUUUUGCCUAAAAAAAUUCCUCGAAACUACCCAUUAAAAUGAUCAUGAUCACUCAAGUUUCCAUCGCUAUUUUUCGAUCUACAAACUAAACCAUUAAUGAUAGGUCAAAAAGUCAAUAAGCAAUUUUGUAGUACGUCAAAUUCCCUACAAAAUUCCCCCCAACAACUUUUUUGUAUAUCAAAUAGUUAAAAAGUUAUACUCACUUAAAAAAUUUAAUUUUUUUCUUCUAAAAAUUGGACUUAAUAAGCGUAUAACUUUUGAACUAUUAAUGAUACAAAAAAUUUGUUUGGAGACAUUUUGUGGGGAAUUAAAUGUUCUACAAAAUUUCCCUUUAACUUAUUGACCUCCCAUUAAUAGUUUACUUUGUAAAUCUAAAAAACGAAAUUAAAAUAUUCAAACGUAAUUUUCUUCCAAGUUUGAUUGCGAUUUUUAGGUCUACAAACUAAACCAUUGAUAAUAGGUCGAAAAGUUUUUUAGCAAUUUUGUAGUACGUCAAAUUUCCUUGUGGGGAAUUAAAUGUUCUACAAAAUUUUCCUUUAACUUUUUGACCUACCAUCAAUAGUAUAGUUGGUAGAUGUAAAAUACUGAACGUAAUUUGUUUCUUCAAAAAUCGAGGCUAAAAUAAACAAUGCUGCGUUUAAAUAUUAAAACUUACCUACUACUUAACAAAAAACACCUAUUUAUUUUCUUAUUUAGUACUAGUAGAAAACUUAAAUUAUUUUUAUUUAUUUUUAUGCGAAUUAAAAAAAUUCCACUAAGCAAAAAAAUGUGAUAUGUAUUUAUUAAAGUAUAUAAACGCAGCAUUCAUUUAGAUAUAUUUUGCAAAAAUAUGCAAAUUUUGUAUGAACCCGGUAUUUUGUAACCAAUCACGUGUAAGUGCAAAAAAAGUUUUUUUGUUUUUUUUUCCUUAAAAAUUAAAGGCAGCUAUUUGAUUUGAUUGGUGCAAAUCUUUGAUUGUGAUUAUUUUAAUAAUUAUUAUAAUGUAAAAAGAUAGUUAUAUAUGUAAUAAUAUUAUUUAUAUAUAUUUUUUUUUUCAGCACAUAAGUUUUUAUUAUUUUUUUAGUUAAACUUAUUGAAUUGCUCAACUCGCGAUUUUUAUCGCUCAUUUUAUUAAAAAAUGUUGGAUUUUACGUGGCCAGUUUAAUAUACAGUGUGGAUAAAAAAAAUGUUGUAUAAAGUGUGGGUUUGGUCAAUUUUUGUUUUAAAAAGUUGGCAAUAAUGACCUGCUGUCAAAAUCCAAGUUACAUUCGAAAAUUAUUUUUUUUACGUUGGCCCUACUGGGUGUUUGCAGGUUUACUGAACAAAAGGAAGUAAAACAUUAAAAUAAAUUUUUUCAAAACCAGUGAUUUUUUAAUUUUUUCCAUGUGCUAUUUUCUCGAUAUUUUUUGCAAUAAAAAGCUCAGUUGCGUAGAAAAAUAUGUAUUGUAAAAAUUUGUGCGAUUUUUUGUACAUACUGAGUAUCUAAAAAUUAUUUUAGCUUCUUAUGGAACACUUUUUAGAAUAAUACUAUGUAAAAACAUUGGGCCUAUACAUACAGGGUGAGUCCAAAAGACGCCUAUAAAAAUGUACCAAAAAUUAAAAGUAAUUUAAGUUUCUCAUGUUUGAUGUGUGGUGGGAGUCUUUUUGUUCACCCUGUAUAUACCUAUUAUUAGUAUUAGUAGCAAAAUUCUGCCAUUUAAUUCCAGUUACUGUAAAUAAAUAUAAUUAUUAAUUAGCACCUGUAAAAAAAUAAAAACUUGUAUAUAUUUUUAAUUUAUAUGUACUUAGAAUUAUUUGUUAUCAACUAAGAUUUAAUUAUUAAUUAAGACUGACUUCACAAAAAUUUGGUUCCUAAUUUUGGGAAAAGUAUUUCAAAUAAAAAAAGUUUAAUUG